This is a messenger RNA of Tupaia belangeri chinensis (Chinese tree shrew), 796 nucleotides long. Its product is annotated as NACHT, LRR and PYD domains-containing protein 1-like. Gene Ontology annotation, biological process: regulation of apoptotic process; innate immune response; inflammatory response. Lineage: Eukaryota; Metazoa; Chordata; Mammalia; Scandentia; Tupaiidae. Gene Ontology annotation, cellular component: canonical inflammasome complex. The record is from RefSeq and is a predicted model, not a curated record. The transcript is spliced from 3 exons. Bases 127 to 531 code for a protein of 134 amino acids.
AAGCAUUGGUUUCUCAUGUGGCAAAUCUCUCUUUAGGAACUAGAGUUCUGUUAUCGGAGCCCUGGAGAAUCCCAGCUCUUCUCUGAGUUCUACGUUGACCAGCUGGAAUCAGGGAUCAGGUUGCAAAUGAGAGACAAGAAAGAUGGGACUGUGGUUUGGAAGGGCUUAGUGAAACCAGGAGACCUCAGACCUACAGCCACUCUCAUCCCACCAACCUCAAUAGAUGUCCCAGCCUUGUUGCACUUUGUGGACCAGUAUCGGGAGCAGCUGGUGGCUCGAGUAACAUCAGUGGACCCUAUUUUGGACAAGCUGCAUGGACAGGUGCUGAGUGAGGAGCAGUAUGAGACAGUGCGAGCUGAGGCCACCACACCAGGCCAAAUGCGGAAGCUGUUUAGCUUCAGCCGCUCCUGGAACCAAGCCUGCAAAGAUCAACUUUACCAAGCCCUGAAGGAGACCCAUCCUCACCUAAUUGUGGAACUCUGGGAAAAGAAGGAUGGCAAACGGGGCGCUCUGGAUAGGAUCAGCAGCUGAAGUCUGAACAUUUGCCUUUUGAGACCUGGCUAUCCCUGUCCUUUCUUAGGGUCUCAAUGUCUUGAUCUAUAAACAAGUAGCGUUUGGAGUUGCCUUUCAGCUCUAAAGUUAUGAAACUCUGAUGAUGCCUCUGCUCAGUUGUAUGUCUAUGCCCAGGGAUACUACACCUAGGCAACUAGAUUGCCUCCCUCUGCUCUCCUGGGCCAGUGUCCAGGAGGGAUGGCAGCAUCUCAUGAAUGUCUUUCUAGAGCUGAUGAGAUUCCUG